AUGCUCAUCGGAAAGCUGUCCCUCAUCGCGGGCCUGGCGACGUCAGCCGCCGCCGGCGCCGUGCCCAAUGUCAAGGCAGACUUUAGCUGUGGCGUCCACACCCCGACCCGUGGCCAGAUUGAGGCUCACCGGAAGCUGGACUCUCUCGAAAAGGCUGCCCGUCUCAACGGCGUCGCUGAGCGUGCCAACAUUAACGUUGAUUUGUACUUUCACGUGGUGUCUGCGUCUCAAAGCGGUGCCAACUUUCUCGAUGAUAACGUAGUCAAGAAGCAAGUCCAAGUCCUCAACGAGGAUUACGCCCCGGGCGGAAUCUCCUUCAUCCUUCGCGAUACCACCCGGACCGUGGACAGGGACUGGGCCACCAACCGCAACGAGCUGGCCAUGAAGCAAAAGCUCCACCGCGGCGGCCCCAGAGACCUCAACCUGUACUUCCUGGACCGUCUCGAGGACGACGGCUACGGAAUCUGCACGUUCCCAGAGCGCUUGUCCGAGCCCAAUGGAACGACCCUCGAUGGCUGCCUCGUCAAAGCUUCGACUGCGCCUGGUGGCGCCGCUUCCCGGUUUAACUUGGGCAAGACGGCAGUCCACGAGGUCGGUCAUUGGUUUGGCCUGUUGCAUACAUUCGAAUCACACAGCAACGGCACCAAGGCCUCGGGCUGCAAGGGACCUGGCGACUACGUGUCUGACACCCCGGCCUCAGAUAGCCCCUCUAGGGGAUGCCCAACGGGUCGAGAUUCCUGCCCCGCCCCAGGUCUUGACCCUAUUCACAACUACAUGGACUACUCGGACGAUGCGUGUUACACAGAAUUCUCCCAGGGCCAAAUUGCUCGAAUGCACAGCUACUGGCUCAAUUAUCGCAAAUGA
This is a messenger RNA of Purpureocillium takamizusanense, 864 nucleotides long. RefSeq lists its product as uncharacterized. The record is from RefSeq and is a predicted model, not a curated record. NCBI's taxonomy places the organism in Eukaryota, Fungi, Ascomycota, Sordariomycetes, Hypocreales, Ophiocordycipitaceae. Gene Ontology annotation, molecular function: metallopeptidase activity. The transcript is spliced from 3 exons. Bases 1 to 864 code for a protein of 287 amino acids.